UUUCUUUGAAUCUUUCACGUUAUAUUCACGUAUCUUUUCCUUAGUUUUAGCAUGUUCAUUUGGCUUGGCAUGCCUUGACCUAACUUUUUGCAACUACUUCCCCAAGUGUUCUUUUCCCCUCACCAUUCCGUUGUACCAGGCCCAUGGGAGCGUGCGCUGCAGAGACGGAGUGGGAGGGAGGGCAGUGGGAUGACGCACGGCAGGCAGCCACAACAGUGUGGCUGUCCCCUGCUCGCCCUGCUGACCACUGCACUCCCCCACGCGCUGAAGGCUUGCGGGUGCUGCUGUUGGGAGUGCAGCUGGAGGGGUUGCGGCUGGUGGGAGUGCUACUUGUGGAGCACCCACUGGGAGGAGGAGCGCCCUGCAUUGACCCUUCCACACCCCUCCAGCUUUCCUCCUCCUCUCACCCGUCACUCCUCCUCCUCUGGCUGCCAGUGCUCUCACCUCGGGACCCUCCCCAGGUGAUAGAGGCAAGCGCCAUGAUGUGAGCAUGGUGGCUGCGAGGUGUGGUAUGGUCCCUGGUGAGGCCUGCAGCUCCCAACAGACCCUCUCGCCUCAUCCGCUCCUGCAACACUCCAACAACGGCAAUGCAAGUCCGACUGUUGAAGACCAACCAUCCAGCCACAACCAGGGGGGAUAAAAUUAUUUCGCGCAAGACCAUCCAAGCCCAUCCAAGCCCAUCCAAGCCCAUCCAAGCCCAUCCAAGCCCAUCCACGCCCAUCCACGCCCAUCCAAGCCCAUCAAAGCCAUCCAAGCCCAUCCAAGCCUAUCCAAGCCCAUCCACGCCCAUCCACGCCCAUCCAAGCCCAUCAAAGCCAUCCAAGCCCAUCCAAGCCCAUCCAAGCCCAUCCACGCCCAUCCACGCCCAUCCAAGCCCAUCCACACCCAUCCAAGCCCAUCCAAGCCCAUCCAAGCCCAUCCACGACGAUCCAAGCCCAUCCAAGCCCAUCCAAGCCCAUCCAAGCCCAUCCAAGCCCAUCCAAGCCCAUCCAAGCCCAUCCACGCCCAUCCAAGCCCAUCCAAGCCCAUCCAAGCGCAUCCAAGCCCAUCCAAGCCCAUCCAUGCCCAUCCAAGCCCAUCCAAGCCCAUCCAAGCCCAUCCACGCCCAUCCAAUCCCAUCCAAGCGCAUCCAAGCCCAUCCACGCCCAUCCAAUCCAAGCCCAUCCAAGCCCAUCCAUGCCCAUCCAAGCCCAUCCAAGCCCAUCCAAGCCCAUCCACGCCCAUCCAAGCACAUCCACGCCCAUCCAAGCCCAUCCAAUCCAAGCCCAUCCAAGCCCAUCCAUGCCCAUCCAAGCCCAUCCAAGCCCAUCCAAGCCCAUCCAAGCCCAUCCAAGCCCAUCCAAGACCAUCCACGCCAAUCCAAGCCCAUCCAAGCCCAUCCACGCCCAUACAAGCCCAUCCAAGCCCAUCCAAGCCCAUCCACGCCCAUCCAAGCCCAUCCAAGCCCAUCCAAGCCCAUCCAAGCCCAUCCACGCCCAUCCAAGCCCAUCCAAGCCCAUCCAAGCCCAUCCAAGCCCAUCCAAGCCCAUCCAAGCCCAUCCACGCCCAUCCAAGCCCAUCCAAGCCCAUCCAAGCCCAUCCAAGCCCAUCCAAGCCCAUCCAAGCCCAUCCAAGCCCAUCCAAUCCAAGCCCAUCCAAGCCCAUCCAUGCCCAUCCAAGCCCAUCCAAGCCCAUCCAAGCCCAUCCAAGCCCAUCCAAGCCCAUCCAAGCCCAUCCAAGACCAUCCACGCCAAUCCAAGCCCAUCCAAGCCCAUCCAAGCCCAUCCAAGCCCAUCCAAGCGCAUCCAAGCCCAUCCAAGCCCAUCCAAGCCCAUCCAAGCCCAUCCAAGCCCAUCCAAGCGCAUCCAAGCCCAUCCAAGCCCAUCCAAGCCCAUCCACGCCCAUCCAAGCCCAUCCAAGCCCAUCCAAGCGCAUCCAAGCCCACCCAAGCCCAUCUAAGCCCAUCCAAGCCCAUCCAAGCCCAUCCAAGCCCAUCCAAGCGCAUCCAAGCCCAUCCAAGCCCAUCCAAGCCCAUCCAAGCCCAUCCAAGCGCAUCCAAGCGCAUCCAAGCGCAUCCAAGCCCAUCCAAGCCCAUCCAAGCCCAUCCAAGCCCAUCCAAGCCCAUCCAAGCCCAUCCAAGCCCAUCCAAUCGCAUCCAAGCCCAUCCAAGCUCAUCCAAGCCCAUCCAAGCCCAUCCAAGCCCAUCCAAGCCCAUCCAAGCGCAUCCAAGCCCAUCCAAGCGCAUCCACGCCCAUCCAAGCGCAUCCACGCCCAUCCAAGCCCAUCCACGCCCAUCCACGCCCAUCCACGCCCAUCCACGCCCAUCCACGCCCAUCCAAGCCCAUCCAAGCCCAUCCAAGCGCAUCCAAGCCCAUCGAAGCCCGUCGAAGCCCAUCCACGCCCAUCCAAGCGCAUCCAAGCCCAUCCAAGCCCAUCCAAGCCCAUCCACGCCCAUCCAAGCCCAUCCAAGCCCAUCCAAGCCCAUCCAAGCCCAUCCAAGACCAUCCAAGCGUAUCCAAGCCCAUCCAAGCCCAUCCAAGCCCAUCCAAGCCCAUCCAAGCCCAUCCAAGCCCAUCCAACCCAUCCAAGCGCAUCCAAGCCCAUCCAAGCGCAUCCAAGCCCAUCCAAGCUCAUCCAAGCCCAUCCAAGCCCAUCCAAGCCCAUCCAAGCGCAUCCAAGCCCAUCCAAGCGCAUCCACGCCCAUCCAAGCGCAUCCACGCCCAUCCAAGCCCAUCCACGCCCAUCCACGCCCAUCCACGCCCAUCCACGCCCAUCCACGCCCACUCCUGCUCCCUCUCUUUUUCACUUGUUCCUUCCCUCUCCCCCUCUGCCUACCGUCCUUCUGUCCCUCCCAUGUAGCACCUGCACCUGUGGACCGGCCCUGCCAACCUAGUGGUGUGCCUCGUGAGUGCAGGGAGGGCCGCAGAGGGAUGACGCACAGCAGGCGGUCACUGGGCUGUGUGUGACUGCCCUUCGCAUGCCCUGCUGACCAAUAAUCCAGCCCCUUCCCCUUGCCCCUGACGAGCUACUGGGAGCGGGAGGGAGAUGAGCUGCCGGUGUGAUGCUGCCCCCACACUCCCGUUCAGGUGAACGGGAGCAGAGGCGGAUACAGAGGGAGCAGAGGCGGAUACAGAGGGAGCAGAGGCGGAUACAGAGGGAGCAGAGGCGGAUACAGAGGGAGCAGAGGCGGAUACAGAGGGAGCAGAGGCGGAUACAGAGGGAGCAGAGGCGGAUACAGAGGCAGCAGAGGCGGAUACAGAGGGAGCGGAGGCGGAUACAGAGGGAGCGGAGGCGGAUACAGAGGGAGCAGAAGCGGAUACAGAGGGAGCAGCAAAACAAGGUGGUAAUGAUGCCUUACUCCUCUCGUUUUCGUCCACACCCCAUUCGGUAAGUUCCCUCGUGCCUCCAAACCCUUCGUUCCCCUCCUUGCUUUAUAAUGCCGUGCCACUUGUUUCCUUCCCCACCACGCAUCUUGCUUUUCGUCAACACUUCUUCCUUCGCUCCCACUCCCUGUCUCUGUCACUUUCUCAGGUGAACCGGGAGCAGGGAGAGACGCAGGAGCAGCAGCAGCAGACAGGAGGGGGCAGUGACCCAAUGAGGUGAACAGAGGGAGCAGAGGAGGCUAGAGGGAGCAACAAUGCUCACGGAAUACCAGCAAUUUGGGCUGGCAUUGACUGCAGUGGUGGCUGUGAGGGGCAACAGGAAAGGGAAACAAGAAAUCGAAUGAGCCAGCUCUUCGUGACAAGGACAGCAUGGCGUGGUGGCAUGGGAGGGGCAAUCAGAGAGGGUGGAUUUAAAAACGCCCGCGUCUUGUGGCAUGGGACAACUGCCGCAAUGGCACCAAGGGGCCACAGGAAAGGCGAAUCAAUCGAGCCCUUGCCUCCUGGUUGGACAGCAAUGGCGGGAGCAGCAAGGAGCAAGGGAGCGCGCAAGGAAUGGGAGAAGACUGAUUGAUGUGACCUCCAGGGCACAUCAUUGCAGGGUCCAUCCCCUCUCAGAUCAGCAGCCUCUCGCUGCUCAACCGCCUUGCUCCGAGGAAUGGGGGCGUGGAUGCAGCGGAGGUGGAGAAUAAGGCGAGCAAGGCGAGGUGCUGCUGGUGGGCACGUGGAGGUGGAGAGCAAGGUGAGGUGCUGCAGCUGGCGAAGCGGAGGUGGGAGUGGGGCUGAGAUGGAGAUGGCAUGUUGGACACUGCUGGAGACAGAGAUCGCAUGGUGGACCCCACUGCAUGGCCAAGCGCUUGUCGUUGUCAAUGGAGGCUUGCCUGGCUGCAACCUCUACGAGUAGUGUGCUGUGAUGCAGUCAGCUCAGCAGCUCAGCAGCUGCCCUUCCCACACACACACUCUCCUUCCUCGACCUGGGGCUCGGACAGUUGCUGCUUGUGCCCAGUUGAGGAGGGUCAUCAUCUCAAGGGCAUGCUCCUCUUGUUUCAUGAAGUCACCUGGUUAUUUUUGGUUAGUGUUUCUCACCAUCUCGUCGUGCUGCUGCCUGCGGAUUUUAUUUUCCCGUGACAUUUCUGGCCAAACUUUCGUGACCUAUCAUGAGCUUUGUUGUGCGACCAGGAUCUUUUUUUUUUUUUUUUUUUUUUUUUUUUUUUUUUUUUUUUUUGUAAGUUGGUAC
Closterium sp. NIES-67 is the source of this 4596-nucleotide messenger RNA. The record is from the annotation of a GenBank genome assembly. Lineage: Eukaryota; Viridiplantae; Streptophyta; Zygnematophyceae; Desmidiales; Closteriaceae.